AAUUAAUGCAUUUUGGUAAACGUCACUCCAUUUUUAAGGGUAGCUGUGUGCCUGUGUAUUUUAGAAUUCAGAUUUCUUACAAAUUUAAACUGACUACCACUAAGUAAAAAUUGAUAACACAGAUAGCACUGACAUACCUAUUUAUUUGGUAAUCUGUUAUCAUACCACGAUAACAUAACUUUAUCUUUUAUCAUUAAACAUACUACAUAGUACAUACGGCUUACGAGUUUCAAAUUUUGUAGUACGUAACGAACUGUAAAUUCUUACUUUUCAAUGUUUAAAAAAAAACUCAGUUACUUCUACUAAAAAAAAAUAAUUGUUUCAACUAAAUAUUUUGUUAAAUUGUGACUAUAAUGACUACAUUAAGAGAGGAUAAAUUGAAGCAAAAGGGUAUAAUAAAAAAAAACGAAAGACCAAGGUUCAUUAUUGCAGAUCCAUACGAGAAGUUUUGGCCACUUUUAGAUUCAGACAAUUCAAAAACAUUAGUCAACGAAAUGGAGAAAACAAUCUUAAAAGAAAACGGAAAACUCAAAGUAAAUUGGUCUACAUUAAAAAAUUUACCUUUGUUGAUUCGAAAAGAAAAAAUUAAAGAGCUCUCAAAAAAACACAAGGUUUUAAGUCCGAAUCUAAAGGCACAAAGGUUAAUUCUCAAAAUGGGAAUUAAUGAAAUCAGCAGAUCGAUUGAAAAAGAUCAAUUAGCUUGUUGUGUAGUGGCCGCAGACGUAGCUAACAGUGUGAUAGCAAAUUAUUUAAUUAUAAUGGCCGCAACUAAGAAAGUACCGUGUGUUAUCCUCCCGGACAUGCGUCUGGUGACAAACCGUAUAAUUGGUUUUCCGUCUUCAGCAUUAGGACUUAAGACUGAUGUUAUACAAUUAAAAGAUAAUCCUCUUCAGCGACUCUCUCAAAUUAUUAUAGAGUUUUCGAAGCAAUUCAAACACCCUUAUCCAAAUAAAAUAAUUAAUAAAGAACAGAAAACUGUAAAGAAACGAUCCAAGAUUCACAUUAAUGUGGAUGAUUACCUAUUGAAAAAACCAAGAGUGGGUCGAGCUUUUGUACCGAGAACAAUUUCUAGCCAACAAGAACUAAGUGAUCCAUCAUUUAUACUUAUUGGAAAAACAUGUCAAGAAAUGCAGAUCGAUCGAGGCAAGGGUGAAUUCCUCUCUAAAGACUUGCUCUGUAUAGAUACAAACCCAACAGAGGAUAUGGGAGAAGUGGUCAAACGUGAAACCAAAGACUGUAAACAGCCGUUGAGAUAUUUUGCAUUAAAUAUGAAAAAAGUCAAACCAAAUCCAGAUAGAAAAUCAAAGGUCAAGAGGAUUAAAACUAAAAUAAAAAACACAAAUUGAUAAGUAUUAAGUAUAAAAUAAUAAUCAAUUGGACUAUAAAUUUUAAAAAAUGUAUCUACAAUAAUAAAAUAGUUCACUAUUA
This is a messenger RNA of Adelges cooleyi (spruce gall adelgid), 1428 nucleotides long. RefSeq lists its product as uncharacterized. The transcript is spliced from 5 exons. Lineage: Eukaryota; Metazoa; Arthropoda; Insecta; Hemiptera; Adelgidae. Bases 354 to 1346 code for a protein of 330 amino acids. The record is from RefSeq and is a predicted model, not a curated record.